AUGGAAAUAAGUGAAGAAAGUCGUGAUGGUGUAAGUUCUUCCUCUAUUUGUGCUACAACAUUGGAAGCUAUGUCUAAUGGGGAUGGACGUUCUAAUGGAUGUUCUUUACUCGUUGGAACACCCCCAACAAGCACAACAAUUAUUAAAGAGGAAGAUUCGAGUGAAUUUGUUUCUGGAAAUGAAGAUGAAUUGGAGCUUACCUUAGACGGAUUUAAAAUGGAAGUUGAAUGUGAAGAUGGUAAAGACGAAUUAACAGAAUAUGGAGGUUUUUCAACCAUGGAAGAACAAAAACAAUUUGUCCGUUAUGCCCCACUUUUGGAAUAUGGACAAGAAAUUUCACGUUUUGCAAUGAAAAUGGAUAAUAUUAGUAAUGUUGGGGUAGAUGAUGGGCAAAGUGUUCAAAGUUGUGCAGCACUUAGGCACAGAAUGAAUGCUGCUUUCUCACUUUUAUGUUAUCGUGAUCCUAGUCAUUCUACCAAUUUUUAUUUACUUGAACAAACUCAACGUGAUAUUGUAGCUAAAGCACUUAAUGCUGCAAUUAUUGAAUCCCACGGCAAAGAUGGUACCUCACCUUUAGAAAAAUGCCUUAACCGCGCGCGUUUUAUACGUGAACAGGCUUUGACAUAUUCUGCUUCUGCAGUUUUUACUGAUGCUAAUCGCCUUUUAUUUGGUGAAGGAGAAGGUUGUUUGGAUGCUUGUGGCAACAACGAAAAAACUGAAGUUCAUCAAGAAGAAGGAAUUGACGUAAUAAAAGCUCCUUUUACACAUUUACCAAAAACGCCACAACGUUUGAAGGAGACAAAAAAGAAUUUAUAA
Meloidogyne enterolobii is the source of this 816-nucleotide messenger RNA. The record is from the annotation of a GenBank genome assembly. NCBI's taxonomy places the organism in Eukaryota, Metazoa, Nematoda, Chromadorea, Rhabditida, Meloidogynidae.